CUGAAUAAUAAUGUUAAAUUGACAUUGAAAGGUAUUUUCAAGGUUCAACUAACUAACGGAACUAUUGAGUAACCUCCCCACUUUCUGUAAAUCCGUGAAGGUCGAUCUCUGUGUCUAUUUUCUAUUGUCAUGACGUAACGAUUUCAGAGGUGGUCCCAGAAGUAGAAUGAAAGUGAUAUAGUUUACUUUUAUCAAUUUGACGAUCCAGAAACCACAACAAAUCGCGUCACUAUUUCUCUAUCUACCUUAUACAACACAUUGAGUAGGAAUGAGUCCGCGUUGUCAUAAUUUUUGACAAUAGAUUGUGUUACUCUACAAUCUAGAGCAUUGUCUAGGUAGAGCAUUAUUUUUGUAAGUAAUAUAGGUACCUACUUACGUAAUUGAAUUAAAUAGAUUCAGAAUUUUAGAUUUUACAUUCAGAUUGAGAAAUUCAUAUAUAAGUACCUAACCAAAAGGUAAAAGCUAUGGCACUAAACAAUAAUCACAUCUUAAAAAUUACCCAUCACGCCACUCCACAUUGUUUCCAGACCAUGACCAUCCUGGCUUUAGCCGCCUCAGCAGUCAGCGCGCCGCCCGGGGGCUACUCCUACAACAAGUUCAGCGGCCCAGUCAGCGGGCAGAUCCACGAGGUUCAGGUGGCAGCUGCUGAGGGUCUACCGGCGCAGCAGCAUGCCGACUACGGGUACGACCACCACACGGGGAAAAUACACCCGGACACGGCCAAAUACGCGCACUUGAAGACUGUGGAUUAUGUGGCGAAGCCCGACUACCACUACGCGUACGGAGUAGAGGACCCGCACACGGGCAACCUGCAGAGCCACAAGGAGAGCCGUGACGGCGACGUGGUGCACGGAGAAUACUCGCUGGUGGAGCCCGACGGCUCCAUCCGGCUCGUGCGGUAUACUGCUGACCCGAAGAACGGCUUCCAGGCUACCGUCCACAAGAAAGCAGGUGGUCAGGCUCUGAAACCAGUGCACUACGGACACGCCAAGGACAAUGGAAACGACGACGACGAACACAGAGAUUACUAGUCCUAUUUAUUGUUAAAAACUUGUUAUCUUGUUCACUAUUAAUUUAUUAGCACUGUUUUUAUAAAAUUUAUUUACAAAAUGUUA
Messenger RNA from Plutella xylostella (diamondback moth), 1115 nucleotides. The record is from RefSeq and is a predicted model, not a curated record. NCBI's taxonomy places the organism in Eukaryota, Metazoa, Arthropoda, Insecta, Lepidoptera, Plutellidae.